GCGGAGCUGCGGCAGAUCAGCAGCACAGGCUGAAGUUGAGGCUGCACCGACACGGACGCUGCUCAGGACUUUGCUCUCGUUUUCUGACUCGACAUCGGCUUGAAAAUCCGCCUCAUGGCUCCAGCUGCGACUCCGCGUUCACCUGCACCGGGGAACUUUCUUUAGGACGCGUUCAGCUGCAGGACGUCAUGAGGAGGACGAUGGAGGCCGGAGGGGUUCGAUCCCUGCUCUGGUUCAUCCUGCUGGGAUUCAAUCCCCCGACCUCAGCCCUCAACCCAGACGACCCCAACGUCUGCAGCCACUGGGAGAGCUACGCGGUGACCGUGCAGGAAUCCUACGCCCACCCCUUCGACCAGGUCUACUACACCCGCUGCACCGACAUCCUCAACUGGUUCAAGUGCACCAGACACCGGAUCAGCUAUAAGACGGCCUACAGGAGAGGAGUGAGGACCAUGUACAGGAGACGCUCCCAGUGCUGCCCCGGCUUCUACGAGACCGGGGACCUGUGUGUCCCGCUGUGUACGGAGGAGUGCGCCCACGGUCGAUGUGUUUCUCCUGAUACCUGCCAGUGUGAACCCGGCUGGGGAGGCCUGGACUGCUCCAGCGGCUGUGACAGUGACUUCUGGGGCCCCCACUGCAGUAACCGGUGCCAGUGCCGUAACGGGGCCAAGUGUAACCCGAUCACGGGGGCCUGCGUCUGCACCGACGGCUUCCAGGGGUGGCGCUGUGAGGAGCCCUGCCCGGCCGGCACCUUCGGGAAAGACUGUCAGAACGAGUGUCAGUGCCUCAACGGCGCCACCUGCCACCACCAGACCGGGGAGUGUCUCUGCGCCCCGGGAUACACCGGAGCCUUCUGUGAGGACCCUUGUCCUCCAGGGAAACAUGGUUCUCUGUGUGAGCAUCGGUGUCCCUGUCAGAACGGAGGGAGCUGCCAUCACGUCACCGGAGAGUGUUCGUGCCUGGAAGGCUGGGUGGGUCCGGUCUGUGCUCAGCCGUGUCCGUUCGGUUCGUUCGGCAUCAACUGUUCUGAGGAGUGUACGUGUCGUAACGGAGGUCUGUGCGAUCACGUCAGUGGCCAGUGUCAGUGUACGUCCGGAUUCAUCGGAGAGAGGUGUCAGGACGAAUGCCCGGUCGGUACCUAUGGGCCUCAGUGCGCCCAUAAAUGUGACUGUCAGAACGGGGCCAAGUGUUACCACAUUAACGGAGCCUGUCUCUGCAACGAGGGCUUCAAGGGCCCCAGCUGCCAGGACCGCUUCUGUCCCGGCGGCCUCUACGGACUCACCUGCGACAAACGCUGCCCCUGCAAAACCUCCAACACACUCAGCUGUCACCCUCUGUCCGGGGAGUGCACCUGUGCAGCGGGGUGGGCGGGGCUUUACUGCAACGAGACCUGUCCACCAGGUUACCACGGCGAGGGCUGCAAGGAGGCCUGCACCUGCACCAACGGAGCCGACUGUGACGGCGUCUCUGGAGCUUGUGUCUGUGCACCGGGAUUCAUCGGCGACGACUGCUCCAUCGUUUGUCCUCCUGGACUCUACGGCAUCAACUGCACCUCCUCCUGCUCCUGCCUCAACCAGAUCUCCUGCUCCGCCGUGGACGGAUCCUGUCUCUGUAGAGAAGGCUGGCAGGGCGUGGACUGCUCCCUCCCCUGUCCCAGUGGGUCCUGGGGCCUGUCCUGUAAUCAGACGUGUCCCUGCUCCAACGAGGCGUCCUGUGACCCCGUCAACGGGACAUGCUCCUGCUCCCCGGGCUGGACGGGGGACACCUGUGACGUCCCGUGUCCCGACGGGUCCUUUGGGCUGGACUGCAGGGACACCUGUGACUGUGUCCACUCUGAGGGCUGUGACCCAGAGACCGGCGUCUGUCUCUGUCUCCCAGGAUGGACCGGUGUCCACUGUGAGGGGGUGUGUGAGGACGGACGCUGGGGACAGAACUGCUCCAACAGCUGUAGCUGUGACAACGGAGGCUCCUGUUCCCCAGAGGACGGAUCCUGUGUGUGUCCCUCAGGUUUCAGAGGACACACCUGCACACAAACCUGUCCUCCUGGGUUCUAUGGUCCUCGCUGCAGCCAGUCUUGUCCUCAGUGUGUCCACAGUGAUGGAGCCUGUCACCACAUCAGUGGACACUGUGAAUGUCUCCCCGGCUUCUCAGGUUCACUCUGCAGCCAAGUUUGUCCCAGUGGACGUUACGGUAAAUCCUGCGCUGAGUCCUGCUCCUGCACCAACAACUCCAGCUGUGACACCAUCGACGGCUCCUGCCAGUGUUUCCCUGGAUGGAUCGGACACGACUGCUCCGAGCCCUGUCCUCAGGGCUCCUGGGGACCAGACUGCAUCCACACAUGUAACUGUCACAAUGGAGCCGAGUGCAGCGCCACCUAUGGACAAUGUGACUGCAGCCCUGGAUGGACGGGACUGUACUGCACCCAGCGCUGUCCCUCUGGGUUCUUCGGGUCCCGCUGUGCUGAGGUGUGUCGCUGUCAGAACGGAGCCGACUGUGACCACGUUGGGGGACGUUGCUCGUGCAGGACGGGCUUCAUUGGACAGAGCUGUGAACUCAAGUGUCCUCCGGGGACGUUUGGCUACGGCUGCCAGCAGCUGUGUGAGUGUCUGAACAACGCGACAUGUGACUACGUGACGGGAACCUGCUACUGCAGCGCGGGAUACAAGGGCAUCCGCUGCGACCAGGCGGCCCUGGUGAUGGAGGAGCUGAACCCCUACACUAAGAUCAGUCCGGCCGUGGCGUCUGACCGUCAGUCGGCCGGCGCCGUCCUGGGCGUCGUCUUCCUGCUGCUGCUCAUCCUGCUCAUGCUGGGCCUGGUGGUCUGGUUCCGGUUCCGGUACCGGCAGAGGGACAAGGGCCACCACCCGGUCCAGGUCCCCGUCCCCAGCGUCACCUACACCCCGGCUCUGAACAUCACCACAGACUACUCCCUCUCAGCAGGGCUGCAGCCUUCAGGCCUCAUCUCCUCUGCAGAGUCUCCCAGUAACAUCUCUAUAGGACGGUGCUUCUCCAACCGCAGCUACCGGAGCCUGGGCCCCUGCACCUCCUCCGCCUCCUCCGCCUCCUCCGCCUGCGCCCCCCACACCAGGACCACCAGGAGGAGCUGCACCAAGGUGAAGUCGACGAAGCGUUUCAGGAACAGUGCUCCUGCUGAGUGGAGCGCAUACUGCAACCUCAGUGAUCUGGGUGUUUACUGCAUCGACCGGAGGUUCAGCCACCACCUGGAGCCUCGCUACAGAGACUACAUGAAGGGCUCCCUGUCCAGUACCUGCUCCCUGAGCAGUGAGAACCCCUACGCCACCAUCAACGACCCCCCCGCCCUCUGCAAACACUCGGAGAGCAGCUACGUGGAGAUGAAGUCACCGGUUCACCGUGAUCACGUGACCCACUGCUGCUCCUCCUCCAUCAUCGUCACCUCCUCCUCCACCUCCUCCUCCACCGCGCCCGCCAAGAACGUCUAUGACAUGGAGCCGACCAUCAGCAUCGUCUACCCCCACAACCAGAACCAGAACCAGAACCACAACCACAACCAGAACCAGAACCCGAACCCGUACGACCUGCCCAGGAACAGCCACAUCCCAGCGCACUACGACCUGCUGCCCCUCCGGCCCAGCCCGUCCCACAGCCACGGCAGCCCCACCAGCUCGCUGCUUUAGACCCUGGACCCGGACCUGGACCUGGACCCGGAGCUGGACCCGGAGCUGGACCCGGACCCGGACCUGGUCUACUGGGUCCAGUUCGCCCAGAACCAGGGCUGUGUCUGUGAUGGGGGAGAGCAGGUGGAGCAGGAACUACUAUUUAUGAAUUAAUUUAUUUUUAUCUCUGUAAAUUCCUCAUCAACACAGAACUCAAAGAAAAGAACUCACAGAGACGGGACAUGGAAAAAAGAGGUUCCUGAUAAAUGUGAGUCAAAGGCCGACGCCCACUUCUCUCCUGGAAAGACCUUAAACACGGGGUCACGGGGUCACGGUGUCACAGCAUCACAGCAUCACGGCAUCACGGCGUCGGGUCUGGACACAAACCUCCGGCCUCUCUGAGCUGUGCAGCUACAGCUCCGGUAUUUUUACACACGGUUUCUUAUUUCCCGUCCACAUGUUCGAAAGAUCCACUGGGCUCCGUCUUCUCUCUUUUUCUAUGUCCAGUAGAUGAAGUGACCUGUGUCAGUGGUUCUUAUUGUUGUUAUGUUGUGGCUCAGUUCUCGUGCAUGACAAAGGUUAUUCCAGCUCCUAGUAGUUAGCCAGCGUACGUCUUUGUUUAGCUCUUUGUUUUUAGCUGCUUCGCACUCAGAUGGAAAACUGGCGACUGUGUCAACAUUCACACGUUCCUCAGACCUGGUUCUGUGGAUCCACCGGAUCAGAACCAAGAACAGCAGCAGCGCCACCGUGUGGUAGGUAGAGAUCCAUCAGAGACAGCAGCUGAUACAAUAUUCUACUGACCACAUGGUGGCGCUGCUGCUGAUUCACACAGACUGAGAUCAGAUCUGUCUGGACUCGUUUUAGUGAAUUAACUCCAACAGGAAAUUAAUGACUUAAAAAUCAUUGAGAUCUGAAUCAAACUUUUAUAAAUGUCAGAAUCCAGUUAUUUUAUCUCUGGUUUCCGAGGCAGAUUAAUCAGAAGUAUUUAUUAUUAUUUAAUGAGUCUACAUGUGUGAUUUUGGUGAAUAGCAAUAACAGGACAUGUUGACAAUCAGAUGAACCAGUUUCCUUCAUGUUUCUGCUUCUGUCGUCGUCACUCGAGCUGAUUGUUGCUUUUUGUUUAAAGUCCUGAACUAAUAAACUUAUGAUCAGAGUCUAAGUCUCACAUGAAGAACUUUAAUAUUUAGUGCCUUCCUUCCUUCCUUCCUUCCUUGCUGAGUGGCUGCGUUCCAUUUAGAUCCUAUAUCCUGACUGAAUUGAGCUCGGCCGCCGUUAAUGGUUCAGCUUCAAACUCUUUAAGUGAAGAUGCUGCUGUUCUUUGAGCUUUUAGCUUCGAUCUGAAUCCUUUAUUAAAAUGGUUCGAAACAUCCUGAAAGCAGACGAAGAGAAACCAGUAAACACAGGAAGGAAGGAAGGAAGGAAGGAAGGAAGGAAGGAAGGAAGGAAGGAAGGAAGGAAGGAAGGACGCUCACAGCUGAUACUAGAAACUCUUCAUUCAUAUGUGAUAUUGGCUCGUUUUACUCUAAUAUUUCUGUUCCAUGUUUCUUUCUUUCUUUCUGUUGAUGUUUUGAUUCAUUUUUAUGAAGAAAUUAACACAAAGAAUAAAAAUGUUUCGUUCUAAUGUAAAAA
This is a messenger RNA of Mugil cephalus (flathead mullet), 5264 nucleotides long. Its product is annotated as multiple epidermal growth factor-like domains protein 11. NCBI's taxonomy places the organism in Eukaryota, Metazoa, Chordata, Actinopteri, Mugiliformes, Mugilidae. The coding region runs from base 189 to 3656 and encodes 1155 amino acids. The transcript has 25 exons. Gene Ontology annotation, molecular function: scavenger receptor activity; protein binding. The record is from RefSeq and is a predicted model, not a curated record.